Molecule: messenger RNA, 2880 nt
Organism: Maudiozyma barnettii
Lineage: Eukaryota; Fungi; Ascomycota; Saccharomycetes; Saccharomycetales; Saccharomycetaceae
Gene: CSE1
Product: importin-alpha export receptor
Exons: 1
Coding region: 1-2880 (959 amino acids)
Biological process (GO): protein import into nucleus; protein export from nucleus
Cellular component (GO): nuclear envelope; cytosol
Molecular function (GO): nuclear export signal receptor activity; small GTPase binding
Source: RefSeq, a predicted model, not a curated record
AUGUCAGACAUUGAAAUAGUUUCCAAACUAUUAUCCGAUUCAGUUAUUGCAUCGACAUCAAAAUUAGCAGAAAAGAGUCUUAAGGAACUUGAGAGUCAGGAUGGUUUUGGUUUAACACUAUUACACAUAGUGGCGGCGGAAAAUCUGUCCAUAUCUACUAGAUUAGCAGGUGCCUUAUUUUUCAAGAAUUUCUUGAAGAGAAAAUGGGUUGAUGAAAAUGGUAACCAUCUCCUUUCUGCAUCAAAUGUGGAGUUAAUUAAGAAGGAAAUCCUACCAUUGAUGAUUAGUUUACCAACAAACUUGCAAAUCCAAAUUGGUGAGUCCAUUUCUAUCAUUGCAGACUCUGAUUUUCCAGUCAGAUGGCCUGGAUUCUUAGAUGAUCUGGUAUCCAGACUUUCUCCAGAUAAUAUGGUUCUGAACAAAGGUGUUUUGAUUGUUGCACAUUCCAUAUUUAAAAGGUGGAGACCAUUAUUUAGAUCUGAUGAUCUCUUUUUGGAAAUCAAACUAGUUUUGGAUAAAUUUACAGUUCCUUUUUUAAGCCUUUUAGAAACUGUAGACAAACAGAUCGAUGAAAAUAAAAAUAAUACACCACAUCUAACAGUAUUAUUCGAUGUUUUAUUAGUUUUGCUCAAAUUAUAUUAUGAUUUUAACUGUCAGGAUAUCCCUGAAUUUUUUGAAGAUAACAUUCAACAGGGUAUGGGUAUCCUACAUAAGUACCUAAACUACUCAAACACACUAUUAGAGGACCCAGAUGAUCCAGAACAUGCGAGUAUUAUAACUAAGGUAAAAUCUGCUAUACAGGAAGUUGUUCAACUAUAUACCACAAGAUAUGACGAUGUUUUCAGCCCAAUGGUCAAUGGUUUUAUCGAAAUCACUUGGUCACUAUUAACAUCCACCUCAGAUGAACCGAAAUAUGAUAUCUUAGUCUCGAAAUCUCUAGCUUUUUUAACUGCUGUUUCCCGUAAUCCAAAAUAUUUUGAAAUGUUCAACAACCAAGAGGCCAUGAACAAUUUAACAGAACAAGUAAUUUUGCCAAAUGUUACUCUUCGUGAAUCAGACAUAGAGUUAUUUGAAGAUGAUCCGAUUGAAUACAUCAGAAGAGAUCUUGAAGGGUCAGAUACAGAUACAAGAAGAAGAGCAUGUACUGAUUUUCUUAAUGAAUUGAAAGAAAAAAAUGAAACAUUAGUUACAAAUACAUUCAUGAUACAUAUGAAAAAGUUCUUUGAACAAUACCAAUCAAAUCCGGCAGAAAACUGGAAAUAUAAGGACCUAUAUGUCUUUUUAUUUACCACCUUAGCAAUUACCGGAAAUAUAACAAGUGCUGGUGUAUCUACGACUAAUUCUCAAAUGAAUGUAGUUGAAUUUUUCAGUACCCAAAUUAUCCCUGACUUGACCGGUAAUGUCCCUAAUAACAUCUUAAGGGUAGAUGCCAUUAAAUUCAUAUAUGUGUUUAGAAACCAAUUGAGUAAAAAUCAACUAAUAGAAAUUUUACCAAUGUUGGCAACCUUUCUAACAUCUGAUGAGUACGUUGUUUACACCUAUGCUGCAGUUACCAUCGAAAGAAUUUUGUCUAUUAGAGAGUCCGUAUCAUCUCCAAACUUCAUUUUCAAUAAAAAUGAUCUUAGUUCCAGUACUGAAAUGUUGUUAGGUAAUCUAAUAAGUUUAAUAAUGAAACAGGGAACUGUACCUGAAAAAUUGGCUGAAAAUGAAUUUUUAAUGAAGGCUGUUUUUAGAGUAUUACAAACAGCCGAAGACACUAUUCAAGGAUCGUUCCCUAAUUUGUUAAAUCAACUAAUCAGUAUAAUCAACGUCAUUAUGAAAAAUCCAUCUAACCCAAGGUUCUCUCACUACACAUUUGAGUCUGUUGGAUGCCUUCUGAGGUACACACCUGCUGAAUCUUUAAUCCCAAUAAUUAACUCAAUGAUGCCUUGUUUCUUACAUAUUUUAUCUGAGGAUAUACAGGAAUUCGUCGCAUACGUUUUCCAACUAAUAUCAUUUGGGGUGGAAAAGGUAGGUGCUGUCCCUGAUACGGUCAAACAAUUGGCACAACCUUUAUUAUCCCCAUCCGUUUGGGAUCUGAAGGGUAAUGUUCCUGCUGUAACCAGGUUAUUGAAAGAUUUAAUUAAGUUUGACAAGAGCGUCUUUCCCGAUUUGAUUCCAGUGUUAGGUGUUUUUCAAAGACUAAUUGCAUCUAAAGCAUAUGAAGUACAUGGAUUUGAGCUCCUUGAGUCUAUCAUGUUGUAUACAAACCUUGAUCAGUUGAAACCAUAUUUAAAACAAAUAGCGGUAUUACUUCUUCAACGUUUACAAAGCUCCAAAACAGAAAGAUAUGUCAAGAAAUUAGUCGUUUUCUUAUUUCUAAUAUCCUGGAAGUUAAAUGGAGACUUUGUUGUGCAAUUUAUAGAUGAAGUCCAAGAAGGUAUUUUUCCUCAAAUUUGGAACUCCUUUAUUAUCCCAACUUUGCCAACAUUGGGUAAUCUACUUGACCGUAAAAUUGCAUUAUUAGGCGCCACAAAGAUAGUGACAGCAAGUUCACUAUUUACCAACAAAUAUCCACAGCUUAUUGUUCCAACCUUCGAAAUAUUAAUAACAACCUUAGUAUCAGAGGAUGUGACAAGCUUUAAGAAUGAUUUUGUUGACUUGGAGAAUAUGGAAGAAAUUGUGACAUUCGGCUCGUCUUUCAGUAAAUUAGGCGUUGUAAGCGAAAAAGCUGUAGAUCCAUUACCAGAAGUAGACUUAACCAAUGGUUUAAAAAUCUAUGUCGGUCAAUUAUUGGGCAAGUAUGUAGCUAGCCAAGGCGCAAACUUUUCUAGUUCCAUUCUCCCAAAUCUAACCAACGAAACUCAAACAAAAUUAAACCAACUAUUAACUGGCGCAUAA